AACCAAACUUCGAAAAGUUUGUCUUGAAUGGCUUCAGCGAGGAAGAGGAGGCUUCCCGCCGCCGCGGUGCGGCCCGCGUCUCUCAGGUGUACCGUACACCUGCACAUCCGGGCAGUCACAUGUCCAGGAGUGCUGCUGACUAACAACAGCGAUGUGUACCUCAGUGUGUGUGUGAUGGGCCAGUACAGGAAGACCCCCCGUCUGCCCCCUGUGUUCCCUUUACUCUUCAACCAUAACAUGUGUUUCGUCAAGACUUUCCCUGGCGUUGUUGACCCUGCUGACGUAGCCGACCUCCUGGAAGCUGACACAACAUCUUUUGAGCUGAUUCAGUUGGUGCCUCCAGAGGGUGACGUCCUAGCCACGAUGAAGGACAGCAGCAGAGAUUUCCUGUACCCUGGUCCCAGAACGAGUCCUGGAGAAGGAGCCGAAGAGCGAGAGAUACUGAUGAGGAGAUCAUCCUCCUUCCCUGGAAUCUCCCCCAAAGUGGAGUUUGCCACGACAUCAGACAUAGAAGAGAUUGAGAGGAGAGACGGCUUGCCUGCCUCACCUACCUGCCGCCUCUCUCCAGUGAGACCGUCUUCGGCCCGGGACAGACGGGCUCCAGCGGAAAAUUCUUCGCCGUCCCACGUGAAUUUUCCCAAAACCGACGACGCAAACCGUGUUUCCCGAAGGGGCGGGAAGAAAAAGCCAAAAGCUGCGGCUGGACUUACAAACUCUGCACCUUCCUCGUCGUCCAGACGCCCCCCCUCUUCAUCCACGCCUGGCCGAAGUCCCCCGAAGGACGAGGAGGGAAGACGACGACACGCGUCUCCUCGAGCUUUUGCGAACCCCGGCUACCACCAGCACACGGUGUCCUCCAGAGCGCGCGCCUUGUCCCCUUACACCCACCGCAAGAUGUGCCAGCUCUCAGAGGACGCCAGGCAGCGGCUCGGCCAUCUGCGGCUGGGGCCGCACCGCUUCAGGGGGGAGACCGAGAGCCAGCCGCCCUUCUCGGUCCCUCGCUGCACUGGUGCGUCUGUGGAUGAACCGCCUUUCUCUGCUCCACACAAUCUCAGCAUCCAUCAUCACUCCUUCAACCUGGCAGCCGACCACACAGAUUCUUCUCUACAAGGCAGUUACAGACCAAGAGCAGCCACACAACGAGACGUCUCGCGGGACACGUCGGGUUCUGUGGCGGCCCGGUGGUCUCCAGAGACACAGUCCAGAAGCUUUGUGAGAGCUGCUGCCGCAGCGCAGUCCACACUGACCCCGGCCGACUCCAGGAGGACUCUGAAGCUCGGAUAUUCCCUCAGAGAAAGGCUCCAGAACAGUCGGCCAGGUCCAUCCUACUGCGAGGAGAUCCACAGCAGAGUUCAGAGGAUCCUGCACACACACAAAAUCUCCUGGGACGCCAAAGUCACCCUGGACCUUUAACUUCCAGAUGUGCUGGUUAACGGAAUAGUGGAAUCAGUCGGAGUAACAACCUCCCUCUUAAACACGUCGAUUCCCUUUGAUGUUCAUACAAAAUGUAGAUCUUCCCGAGGAAUCGCUGCGCUGUUUUCUUUGUUUCUCUAAAAAGGGAAGUCAAUUUGCCCUCCCACCAGCUGUUUUUUAAAAAUUCCAACAGAGGCAUCUUAUCUCUAAAGGCGUGAAUGGAAAUGGCUCGAGUACAAGUUUGUGUGUAAGCUGCAGCUGUUAAGGACUCAU
Gasterosteus aculeatus aculeatus (three-spined stickleback) is the source of this 1686-nucleotide messenger RNA. It is a transcript of the gene spata6, whose product is annotated as spermatogenesis associated 6. Gene Ontology annotation, molecular function: myosin light chain binding. Gene Ontology annotation, cellular component: sperm head-tail coupling apparatus. Lineage: Eukaryota; Metazoa; Chordata; Actinopteri; Perciformes; Gasterosteidae. The record is from RefSeq and is a predicted model, not a curated record. Gene Ontology annotation, biological process: spermatogenesis.